AUGGCGAAAGAAAUCCUAAAAUUUCAUGGAAUGAUUGUCCCGAUUGGAUCACGUGAGUCAGUUACGAAGUUCUCCUUGUACUUGAUGGAGAACCAAAUUUAUAUUUCCCGCAUUUUCGAUGUUGUCACUUUGAAAUAGUGUUAGAUUUUAUCAAUUAGCCUCAGUAUGAUUUCUCAAACUUUAUUAAGACGUAUUAAGUGCGCGUGUGAUGAUUACUAACUGGACACACCACGCUUCAUCGAUUGUGUGGUCAGCAAAUCCGUUUGUAAAUUGAUCGCAGCAGAAGAAAGACUGAGGAGGUACUCAGUUUUACAACAGGACUAUGUGAUGACAUUCGCCUGGGGCAGCCUCGUUCUCGGUUUUUCGCCGGUCAUGCCCCUGGGACCCUGGGGCGAGGAAAGAAGGAAGAAGAUAAAUGCAAGGAAUUUGUUUGCCCCGGGAUGUCUUGAGGAAGUUUUGAUAGUGUGACCUAAAACUGUUCAUGAUUGCUGAGAGAAAUUUCAAAGAAACCUGCAAUUAGUAUAUUUCUUCUUUCAAUAAUUUGUAGUAAUUGUCGGAAGAGACAUAACGCUACCAUAGAGGAGUCGACUUGGGCUCCAGAUGUAGAGAAUAAGGCCGGUAGCGACUCAAACAGCUCAACACACCUACACAAGCGGUAAAUCCUAAUAUGGGAUAUCGCAUGGUACAAUUGAGCUCGGAGAGAAUUAAAUUGAAACUUCUAAACGAAACGUAGUCGGACAUAGACAGAUGCAGCCGGAGGGAGAUCGAUGAGAGAAAUGAGUGAAGAACGACUGAAAAAUUGGAAUAAACGGAGAGUUAUAGACAGGGAAAGAGGGGAACAUAUAUAGGGGGGGGGAGGCGAGACUGUUUGGAGAUGAAUUGCUGGAGGAGGUGAAGUAAUGACGGUGACUUCUCGUGAUUUACCUUUUCUAUCACGUUCUUUUUACAGGGCUCCUAACGAGGUUGCUGCGGCAGCUCUUUACGCCCACGAGGAAGUGCCGUCGACAACAGGAAUCGACGUUAGCCAUGUUCAGACAGACACACUGUGGACUCCUCGGUUAUGUCCCACUGAUAAAUUAGAAAGUAGUGGAGAAGAAGGGGAAUCGAACCUGACGGUUAAGAGCAAUUGUAGAGCUUCCGUUCAGGUUUUUUACUCUGCAAUGGAAAACCUUGCAGAGGUAUCAGGGCAAAAAAAAGUUGAUCAGCUGCAAUAUCAGCUGAAAAGCUGGGAUGCAUGUACUAAUGUAGAACGAGAAAAAUUCGUUUGUAAAGCGACUGAGGCAUGCAGGUUGGUUUGCAAUGUCACAGCACCAAAUGAUGGAGAGAAGCUGCUUCAAGCUCUCCAGGGAGAAAAAGUGAACGGCACGACUGCUGACCCUGGUCUAGAGGCGUUAGUCGCGGCCUAUAGGAGAGCGCCAUCUCACAUGCUAAGGACACAGAUCCUUAGUAUAUACGCGAAUAGGUUUAAAGUAAGCGAGUUGAAGGCUCUUCAUCUACCUUUUGAAAAUGUAAGUGAUAGGCAAAUAAAAAAGCCAGAGUGCAUAGUUCUUCUUAAGGCCCCGAUAUCCCAGUAG
Molecule: messenger RNA, 1574 nt
Organism: Pocillopora meandrina
Lineage: Eukaryota; Metazoa; Cnidaria; Anthozoa; Scleractinia; Pocilloporidae
Source: the annotation of a GenBank genome assembly